UAUUGCAACGAUUUAAGUGUUCAUUUAUUUCUACCUUCUAUUGAAAAGCAUCUUUUUUUCUGUUUGACAACUCGACAUGACGAUAAUUUGUUGUACAAUAUAAUAUUAAAUGGCAGGUUCUGCAUUAAAAAGAUUAAUGGCUGAAUACAAACAGCUGACCCUCAACCCUCCUGAGGGAAUCAUUGCCGGUCCAGUAAACGAAGAGAACUUCUUUGAGUGGGAGGCUCUUAUUAUGGGUCCAGAGGGCACAUGUUUCGAGGGUGGAGUGUUCCCAGCCAGGCUGACAUUCCCCCCUGAUUACCCUCUGGGGCCUCCCAAGAUGAAGUUUACAUGUGACCUGUUCCAUCCUAAUAUCUACCCAGAUGGCCGUGUGUGCAUCUCCAUUCUCCACGCGCCGGGGGAUGAUCCAAUGGGGUACGAGACGAGUGCCGAGAGGUGGAGUCCCGUACAGAGUGUGGAGAAAAUACUGCUGUCUGUUGUCAGCAUGUUGGCAGAGCCCAAUGAUGAGAGUGCAGCUAACGUGGAUGCUGCCAAGAUGUGGAGAGAUGAGAGGGACAAGUUUGAAGAAAUGGCGGUAAAACACGUACGCAAAAGUCUGGGCUUGUGACCAUAACCUUCGUGUAAGGCUCAAGUGGCAACAUGGAAAGUCAAACAUUGGACUUUGUUGUGUCGUAGACAAAUCAUGACAUUGAUAUCGGGGUCCUUAUUCACAAAGAACUGUACCAAAUGGAAAAGCUGAUUUUUGCCUCUGAACAGGCUUUGAGUUUGUAGCUGUUGAAUGAAAUAAUGAUUGCAUUCAUGUUUUUGUGUUAACGUUUUUUGACAAAUGAAUAUUUGACAGAAUGGGCAAUCCAUUGAGGAUU
Molecule: messenger RNA, 863 nt
Organism: Dreissena polymorpha
Lineage: Eukaryota; Metazoa; Mollusca; Bivalvia; Myida; Dreissenidae
Product: ubiquitin-conjugating enzyme E2 G2
Exons: 5
Coding region: 110-607 (165 amino acids)
Cellular component (GO): endoplasmic reticulum; cytosol
Source: RefSeq, a predicted model, not a curated record